AUGUUAGCCGCCGAAUACGGCCUAGAGCUCGCCUUGGUAGCCCCCUACUCCCUGCCGCCCAACCUACCGGACGGCCCAGUGCUCGGCUAUACGGCAGCGCGGGCCGUUUUUAACCAGGGUUGCCCGGCCAACAAGUGGCCGACGGUGGCAGCUGUCAUGGGUUUCCCGGAUGAGCUCAAGCGGCAGCUGCGGCUGGGCAACAAAAGGCCAGGGGAUUCCACGGUCGUAAUCUCGACUGCUCAUGGCUCAAGCACAAGGCUCCGUCUGAUGGAGUUGACGGCCAUCACGAAAGGAGUGUUCGGACCAGGCUCUAGUGAGACCGUCAUCGAUGCAGCAGCGAUCCUUAGCUUGCCCCUUUGUCAGGCUCCGCAACUCACCUAA
Thermochaetoides thermophila DSM 1495 is the source of this 381-nucleotide messenger RNA. RefSeq lists its product as uncharacterized. The transcript has a single exon. The record is from RefSeq and is a predicted model, not a curated record. Lineage: Eukaryota; Fungi; Ascomycota; Sordariomycetes; Sordariales; Chaetomiaceae. Bases 1 to 381 code for a protein of 126 amino acids.